Messenger RNA from Oncorhynchus nerka (sockeye salmon), 2781 nucleotides. RefSeq names its product carboxypeptidase Z-like. NCBI's taxonomy places the organism in Eukaryota, Metazoa, Chordata, Actinopteri, Salmoniformes, Salmonidae. The coding region runs from base 133 to 2232 and encodes 699 amino acids. The record is from RefSeq and is a predicted model, not a curated record. Gene Ontology annotation, biological process: protein processing; peptide metabolic process. The transcript is spliced from 11 exons. Gene Ontology annotation, molecular function: protein binding; metallocarboxypeptidase activity; zinc ion binding.
UUCCGUCCGAAACAUUUUCCUUUGUAAUUUGAUAGUCGACCGUAAUUCGUGUAAUAAACUCACUUUUUAGGGAAGCCCAAAAAGUUUUCGUGCAAUUAAGCACAGUAGCCUUGAGGUGCCACAUCACAAAAUAUGGAAUUUAUACGGAGGAAAAUGAAGACUAUUGUUUUUCUGAAUGCACUGGCGACAGUUGUUUGGUGUGCCCCUUCGCUCUGCGACCCUGAAGACGAAUUUCUAGGUAUCUUUUGCAAAGAACCAGAACCAGAACAACCCAAGUGCAUGGACAUCAUGAUGAACUAUUGCGACGACAUGUCCUAUACCCACACCGUGUUCCCCAACAUCCUGGGCCACAGGACCCGCGAGGAGGCCGAGCUGGGCCCCGAGUACCUCCUCGUCAGUGUGGUCCACAACUUGCUCAAUGGAGAGUGCACUCCGGAUAUCCGCAUGCUAGGCUGUUCAGUGCUGGUGCCUCGCUGCGAGAAGGAGAAGGUGCUGAAGCCGUGCAGGAGUACCUGCGAGGCUGUGAGGAAGAACUGUUACCACGCCUUCGAGGGCAUCGAGAUGGCCUGGCCAUACUUCCUGGACUGUGACCGCUUCUUUGUCAGUGACCAGGAGGGCUGUUACGACCCACUGGAGGGCUUACGAGCGAUACAGGAAGAAGGUAAUACCCCUGAGAAGCCUCAUACUGUCAUCCAGUUUAGCUAUCAGUCUAACGCCCAGAUGAACAGCAUCCUGAAGAAGACUGCAGCACGAUGCCCCGAAAUCGCCACAACUUACAGCAUCGGCCGCAGUGUGGAGGGCAAAGACCUGCUAGUGAUCGAGUUCUCAAACAACCCUGGAGUACAUGAAUUGCUUGAACCAGAGAUGAAGUACAUAGGAAACAUGCAUGGGAACGAGGUGCUGGGUCGUCAGCUGUUGAUCUACCUGGCCCAGUACCUGUGUUCAGAGUACCUGCUGGGGAACCGGCGCAUCCAGAGCCUGAUCAACACCACGCGUAUCCACAUCCUGCCCUCCAUGAACCCAGACGGGUACGAGCUAGCUGCCGCCGAGCUCCAGGACACCACCGACCCUGAGAACGAGGAGGCUCAGAACUACAACAGCUGGACCCUGGGUCGAGGCAACGCCCAGAACAUUGACCUGAACAGGAACUUCCCUGACCUGACUACGAUCGUUUACAGCCGGCGCAGACACAGACGUUUCCGUAGCAACCACAUCCCAAUCCCAGACGCUUACUGGUUUGGUAAGGUAGCUCCAGAGACAUACGCAGUCAUGAAGUGGAUCAGAUCCUUUCCCUUUGUGCUCUCAGCUAACUUCCACGGAGGGGAGUUGUUGGUGUCCUACCCCUACGACCUCUCCAAACACCCACUAGAGCAGAAGAUGUUCUCCCCCACGCCAGAUGAACAGGUAUUCAAGCAGAUAGCGAGAACAUAUGCAGAUGCCCAUGCCACCAUGUCCGAAGGAAACUCUGGAAGGUGUGAGAACUUUGGCAGCAUCGGCCAGGACGGCAUCAUAAAUGGAGCAUGGUGGUACAGCUUUGCAGGUGGUAUGCAGGACUUCAACUACCUCCACACUAACUGUUUUGAGGUGACGGUGGAGUUGGGCUGUGAUAAGUUCCCAGCUGAGGAGGAGUUAUACACUGGCUGGAAGGACAACAAAGAGGCUCUGCUCACAUUCAUGGAGUCGGUGAGAGACUUUAAAGCCAGCAUUUCAUUCCAAAACAUCACUCCCUUUCACAAAUCUGAGACGAGUUCUCCACUAACCCUGCGUCUCAAUGUUUACCAGGUCCACCGUGGAAUAAAGGGAAUAGUAAAGGAUGAGGACGGGAAUGGAAUCAAAGGGGCAAGGAUAUCUGUCAGAGGAAUAAGGCAUGACAUCACCACAGCUGAAAACGGAGACUACUGGCGCUUGCUAACCGCCGGCAUCCACAUCCUGACUGCGUCUGCACCAGGCUACACCAGAGCCAUGAAAAAGAUCCACCUCCCGGCACGCAUGCAGAAAGCAGGCCGGGUGGACUUUGUCCUGCAGAAGGCUGUGGUGGAGCCUGACAUGGAGGAGGACUAUAGAAUCCCGUCCAUGGGGACCUAUGAGCACUUCGACCCCUACAACCAGUUUGAGCGCUACACCAUUAGCGAACAGAACCAGAACGGAGAGGAGGGGCAGGAGAAACCGUGGUGGUGGAGCUACUUUAGCAACGCCCAUGGCUCCACCCCCACCUGGCUUCUCAGAAACUAGCUCCUCCCCUGAAUAUACAUAGAAUCCUCUAUGGAUCCCACUAUAGCCUCCUUUCUCAACUCUGGUCGCCGAUUACCAUCAAGGGUUGCACAUACCUCCUACAGGUCAAUACUAGCACACCUAAUUCAAUUAAUCAAGGGCUUGAUGAUUAGUUCAAUCACGUGUGCUUAUAUAAGGGUGGAACAAAAAUGUGCAACCGGGGGUACUCCAGGACACUGCCCUACAUGAUCAAAGACGGGUUACUAUUUAAGUUGAAUAUGAUUUACAUAAUGCUAUCAUACAAGUGUCACAUUUUAGCAUUACCAUUAUUAUCCAUUGCUGCAAACCUGUCGUAACUGAAGCAUGAUAGCAAUAUGUAAUCUUAAUACGUCAUAGUUCAUGUAAAGUGUUUUCUCCUAAAGCUAGCCUCCAUUUUACAAGCGUUUGCCUUGUUAAACUGCUUCACUUUAUGACCAUAAUGCAACACAGGAAGGUUGAAAAGCUUCGACGAUUUGUCUCUCCACCCGCACAUAUCUGUACUUGUUUACAAUAAAACAUUAUUAAAGAACA